This is a messenger RNA of Doryrhamphus excisus (bluestripe pipefish), 2422 nucleotides long. NCBI's taxonomy places the organism in Eukaryota, Metazoa, Chordata, Actinopteri, Syngnathiformes, Syngnathidae. The record is from RefSeq and is a predicted model, not a curated record.
GCCGAACACUGGCGGAAAUAAACGAGGGCUGACGCUGGAGGCUCGCCUUUAAACAUGGCGGCCAAGGCGCUCCGUCAGCGAGCCAGACGAGGCAGCAGACAAGAUGCGAACAAUGUCAAUGUGUCCACCGAGGCUCGGUUGCCGAAAGAGGAGAAAGGAGCCGAUGAGAGCAAAGCUACAGACACUCGGCAAGAGUCAAUAAGUCGCGGUGGUCAGGUAUGGGCACCGGAAGGCUCGACUGCCUUUAAAUGUCUGCUCUUAGCUCGGUUCUGUGCAGCAUUACUCAGCAACAUCUCAGACUGCGAUGAGACCUUCAACUACUGGGAACCGAUGCACUACCUGCUUUAUGGCACAGGGAUGCAAACUUGGGAAUAUUCUCCAUUGUAUGCAAUCAGGUCCUAUGCUUACCUGUGGCUGCAUGCUCUCCCGGCUUGUUUGCCCGCCCAUGUACUACAAACAAACAAGGUUUUGGUGUUCUACAUUGUGCGGUGUGUCCUUGCUUUCUCCUGCUGCGUCUGUGAGCUCUAUUUUUACAAGGCCGUUUGUAAGAAGUUUGGUUUGCACGUCGGCCGCCUGAUGUUUGCUUUUCUCUUCCUGAGCUCUGGAAUGUUCUGCUCAUCUGCAGCAUUUCUGCCAUCUUCUUUCUGCAUGUACACCACGCUGGUCGCCAUGACAGGAUGGUUCCGGGACUCCACACCGUUGGCCAUAAUGGGUGUAGCUGCUGGUGCUAUUGUUGCCUGGCCAUUCUCUGCUCUGAUUGGGGUGCCGAUUGCCUUUGACCUUCUGGUGUUAAAGCGGCAAUGGAAGAGUUUUAUCACCUGGUCAGCUGUCGCUGUGUUGGUUUUACUGGGUCCCUUGGUAGCAGUGGACUCUUUCUUUUAUGGCAAACUGGUGAUCGCCCCUCUCAAUAUUCUACUCUAUAAUGUCUUCACACCACAUGGGCCCGAUCUCUAUGGAACAGAGCCAUGGCACUUUUACUUUAUGAACGGGGCUUUGAACUUCAACCUGGUGUUUGUUCUGGCACUGUUUUCCCUGCCACUCACUGUUCUCAUGGAAACACUCCUCCACAAGUUUAAUGUGCAGAACCUGGGCCGUCCAUACUGGUUGACUCUGUCCCCCAUGUAUUUGUGGAUGUUUAUUUUCUUUACCCAACCUCACAAAGAAGAACGCUUUCUCUUUCCCAUCUACCCUCUGAUUUGCCUCAGUGGCGCAGUGGCCCUCUCGUCUUUACAGGUGUGUUUCCAUCAUAACGUUGAGCAUUGGGCGACCAUCAGAGCUGCAUUUUCUCAUUUAUUAUCCUUCCUGCAGAAAUGCUACCACUUCCUGUUCCACCGGUACCGACUGGAGCACUACACAGUCUCCUCCAAUUGGCUGGCACUAAGCGCAGUUGUGGUCUUCGGUGUGAUGUCACUUUCCCGCUCUGUCGCUCUCUUCAGAGGCUACCACGCUCCUCUGGACUUAUACCCAGAGUUUCACCGCAUUGCCAAGGCUACCAAUCUGCACUCAGUCCCCGAAGGCAGACCAGUUAGUGUGUGUGUGGGCAAGGAGUGGCACCGCUUCCCGAGCAGCUUCCUUCUCCCACACAACUGGCAACUACACUUCAUCCAAAGUGAGUUCAAAGGUCAGCUCCCUCAACCGUAUGCGUCCGAUUCUCUGGCCACACAGAUCAUCCCUGCUAAUAUGAACGACCAGAACCUGGAGGAGCCCAGCAGAUAUGUAGAUGUGCGGCAGUGCCACUACCUGGUAGACCUCGAUACAGAAGAAGAAACGCCACAUGAGCCACGUUACGCAGCCAAUAAAGAGGAGUGGAACGUCAUUGCUUAUAAGCCUUUCCUACAAGCCUCCAGGUCCUCUCCGUUCUUCAGAGCGUUCUACAUCCCGUUCCUAUCUGAGCGCCACACCAGCUAUCGGCACUACGUCAUCUUGAAACCGCGGCGGCAAAAGCAGCCUCGUAUGCGCAGCCACGGCUGAUCUUUGAACUUCAAAUACAACAAAAAAAAAAAUCAAUGACUUCCUCCUUUGACACAGUUGGAGUGUGCGGUUUAUGUGUUUGCUGGCUGGGGUUUGAAAUGUUUGUCUCAAGGAAUGAAGAUGCGGACCAUUUAAGGACUGCGUGGAUUGGUGUGCUUGUGCAUUUGAACACAAAUUCACACUUGACACUAAUAAGGGACACAAAUUGUGUUUUUGUGUGCAUCGUUCCUCAGGUGUGCUUAUUUGAAUGUCAGUGUUUCACUACAUACUGGACAUCAAACUGUGGCCUGAAUGGAAGAAUUGAAUCAUGUCAUAAAAAAUGUUUACUGUUGUGCUUGGUGUGAGUGAGAAGAAUGAAUGGAAAUGGUUAAUUUAAUUUGGAUGGGUAAUGAAAAAAAUGUGACUGUGAAUACAGCAUUGUGGUUUUUUUUAAUCUGGAAAAUAAAAAACA